Molecule: messenger RNA, 2383 nt
Organism: Helicoverpa zea (corn earworm)
Lineage: Eukaryota; Metazoa; Arthropoda; Insecta; Lepidoptera; Noctuidae
Product: cholinesterase 1-like
Exons: 3
Coding region: 673-2340 (555 amino acids)
Source: RefSeq, a predicted model, not a curated record
ACUUAGGUGAAGUACCUUGCUGUAGAAUAUAUACUUGGUAUAUACGAUGUUAGGUUCAUAUACAAUGUUAUUCUAUACAGCAUAGUUGUGACGCUGCUUAAGCUACACCGGUCCAAAUGGAUCGACCGACAACUAGUUCAAUGUAGUUCACUACUCGCGUAUUGUCAUCGACACACAUAUCUUUACUAUGUUUUACAUACUUCAAGAGGUUAUAAUCUAAUAUUUUAUAAAUUUGGUUGAAAUGACCGAAUAGAUUAGAAAAAACAGGGUAUCGGUAGAUUUAACUCGAUUAUCUAUCAAGUGUACCCACGUCACAGGGCACGCCACAGUGGUGGCGGUAAGUCUCCUCAUUCAAGAGUGCCUCGGAAGGGGCAUGGCGACGACUGUAAAAAAAACUUUCAUUUUUGUGAAGCUAAACAAUCCCCGAGUAACACAGGCUCCAUUUUGUUAUUUCAUGUAAUCAUCUACUCAACAAAAUUACGAUUGCCUUUGGGAUUUGAACUUCGUCAAAUUACUGUCUUAUAUAUGUAUAAGACAGUAAUUAUAUACCUACUUCUCUACCUAACAAUCUUAUCAGACAAUGAUAACCACUCAUCAUAGUAAUGAUUACUGUGACUGAAAAUAAAUUAGCUCGAUUCGCGCAUAUCUGUGAGUCAGUUCGCAACUGUAGCGAUGAAGUGGUGGAAGUGUGUGGUGUUCAUGUGCGCGGCCGCGCUAGCUGACGACGAGUGGCGCGAGGUGAGGACUGCGCAAGGGCCGGUGCGCGGGCGUAAGCACCCCACUGAUGACAUGUACGCCUUCUACAACAUACCCUACGCCACCGCGCCCACGGGCGAGGAUAAGUUCAAGGCACCUCUUCCUCCACCAGUGUGGUUAGAACCAUUUGACGCAGUCGACGAGCACGUUAUAUGCCCACAGCCAAUGUUUCCUGGUGAUCUCAUGCCCACAAAUGUAGUGACCAAAGAAAAUUGUCUCAUCGCCAACGUAUUUAUGCCUAAUACAAAAGAAAAGAACCUUUCAGUUGUCGUAUAUGUACAUGGAGGAGCUUUUAUUAUGGGCUGGGGGGAAAUGUUUAAGGCAAGACAAUUCAUGAAGACAAAAGAUUUUAUUAUGGUGACGUUUAAUUACCGUCUUGGAAUCCACGGCUUCCUAUGUCUCGGCACUGAGGACGCGCCAGGUAAUGCUGGCAUGAAGGACCAGGUGGCGCUGCUGCGCUGGGUGAAGAAGAACAUCGUCAGCUUCGGCGGUAACCCUGAUGAUGUUACUAUUGACGGGUACAGUGCAGGUUCCGCAUCAGUAGAUCUGUUAAUGCUUUCAAAAUCAGCCGAAGGGUUAUUUCAGCGAGUUAUACCCGAAAGCGGUGGAAAUAUGGCCGCAUUCACUAUCCAGCGAGAUCCUGUAGAAAAUGCAAAAAAACAUGCAAUAAAAUUAAAUUUCACUAACGGAGAUGAUAUUUAUGCUUUGGGAAACUUUUACAAGACUGCUCCAAUAGAACUGUUGACAGUGGAUAAUUUUUUCGACAGAACUGAUUCUACAUUCGUAUUUUCACCAUGUGUGGAACGCGAUACAGGAGACGGAGCGUUCCUCACGGAAUCUCCUCUGAAUAUACUAAGGAGUGGCAACUAUAGGAAAUUACCUGUGUUGUAUGGAUUCGCUGAAAUGGAAGGUUUAUUACGUGUUGAUUUCUUUGAUAUUUGGAAGGAUAAGAUGAAUGAAAGAUUUUCUGAUUUCUUGCCAGCCGACUUAAAAUUUGAUUCUGACGAAGAAAGAGAAGAAGUGGCAAAUGAGAUCAAAAAGUUUUACUUUGGCGACAAGUCAGUGGGCAAUGACAAUAUUUUGAAAUACGUUGAUUACUUUUCGGAUAUCAUAUUUGCUUAUCCCAUGCUUUGGGCUGUGAAGUUGCACGCGGAGGCUGGUAACAAUCAAGUAUAUUUGUAUGAAUAUAGCUUUGUGGACGAGGAUAUUCCCUAUGUUCCACACACUGAAGUACGAGGUGCUAACCACUGCGCCCAGACAAUGGCUUUAGCUGACGGAAAAAACUUCACACAUAUGGAUGAGUCUCUUGCUACCCCAAACUAUAGGAAAAUGAAGACAAUAAUUCGGGAAAUUUGGCAUAAUUUUCUGAAAACAGGUACCCCUGUACCGGAGGGCUCUGCGCUGCCGGCCUGGCCGGCGGCGGGCGCGGACCGGGCGCCGCACAUGUCGCUGGGCGAGCGGCUGGAGCUGCGCGGCGCGCUGCUGGCGGAGCGCACGCGCUUCUGGGAUGACAUCUACCAGAGAUACUACCGGGACGCGGUGCCGCCGCCGAAACCCCCGCCCAGACCACACAACGAGUUGUAGAGCUUAAGAGUCUGAAUGUUAGAAAAGUAAAGGAAUAAUCAAC